Linum trigynum is the source of this 1221-nucleotide messenger RNA. NCBI's taxonomy places the organism in Eukaryota, Viridiplantae, Streptophyta, Magnoliopsida, Malpighiales, Linaceae. The record is from the annotation of a GenBank genome assembly.
AUGCAAAAUACUGUAUAUAUAAUGGGAAUCUUCAGCCGGAGUGCGCUAAAUAAAAAACCAAAUGACAGCACGAGGCUUAUUAUAACGACAUUCUUUGGAAUAGUUUUUGGCUUUUUGAUCGGAGUAUCUUUCCCUUCAUUAUCUGUGUCAAAGCUAAAUUUUGCAUCUGGCCUUCUUCCUACAAUUGACUUAUCAUAUAUGGGCGAGAAAAAGUUGGGAAUUUCUACCCAUUCAGUUUCUAAUACUUCAAGCAACAGUACCACUAGCAGCUCCGCAAAAUUGAAUGAUACAUCAAAAAUCUGGAUCCCUUCAAACCCUCGAGGUGCAGAGAGGUUGCCUCCUAGAAUCAUUGUAGCUGAAUCUGACUUCAACUUGCGAAGAUUGUGGGGUAAACCCAGUGAGGAUUUAACCAAUAUACCAAAGUACCUUGUGACCUUCACCGUCGGUUACAAUCAGAGACACAAUAUUGAUGCAUGUGUCAAGAAGUUCUCAGAAAACUUUACAAUCCUGUUGUUUCACUAUGAUGGUAGAGUCUCCGAGUGGGAUCAGUUUGAGUGGUCGAGGCAGGCUAUUCACGUGAGUGCUCGAAAGCAGACAAAGUGGUGGUAUGCAAAGCGAUUUUUGCAUCCGGAUAUUGUGGCUUCAUAUGACUACAUAUUCAUAUGGGAUGAGGAUUUGGGAGUUGAGCAUUUCAAUGCAGAGGAAUACAUUAAGCUAGUUAAGAAACAUGGUUUGGAGCUCUCACAGCCUGGGUUGGAGCCUAAUAAAGGUUUGACCUGGCAGAUGACGAAGAGGAGAGGUGAUCAAGAAGUUCACAAAACGACGACUGAGAAACCUGGAUGGUGCACAGACCCUCAUGUGCCACCCUGUGCAGCUUUUGUUGAGAUCAUGGCUCCAGUGUUCUCUCGCGAUGCAUGGCGUUGUGUUUGGUACAUGAUUCAGAAUGACUUGGUCCACGGAUGGGGUCUGGACUUUGCGAUGAGGAAAUGUAUAGAGCCUGCCCAUGAGAAAAUUGGAGUUGUUGAUUCUCAAUGGAUUGUUCAUCAACGUGUCCCUUCACUUGGGAACCAGGGUGAGGUGAAAGCCGGAAAGCCAUCAUGGAAAGGGGUUAGCGAGCGAUGCAGGAAGGAAUGGACCAUGUUUCAGAACCGAGUAGCGAGUGCAGAAAAUGAGUACUUCAAGAAACUAGGAACGAUGCGAUCGAACUCCACUGCACAUUGA